AUGGGGAAGAAGCACAAGAAACACAAAGCAGAGAAGGCUGAAUGGCGCUCGGCUUCCGCCACCGCGUACAGCGGUAAGAACCGGGAGCUGUACAGAGCUGGGGGCGGAGGAGGAAGCUCUAUCUUUGUAUCUGGGGAUGCGUCUACUGGCGGCAGGACCCGGCAUCCCUUCGUGGGCUGGGCUGGACCAGAGCUCCGGGAGGGAAAGGCCCUUGUCUGGGUGCGUGAGGCGCUGGGGACGGGAGAGCGCCCCGGUGCUAGACCGCUGAUGCUGUCCUGUAGGGGUUCCUGGGUGUUGUGGGGUUCCUGGCCGACCGGGAAUGAGAGAAGUGGGUGGUGGUCUGAAGGAGAUUAUGUGGAUAAGCCUUUGGAAAAACCUUUAAAGCUGGUGCUUAAAGUUGGAGGAAGUGAAGUGACUGAACUUUCUGGGUCAGGGCAUGAUUCUAGUUACUAUGAUGACCGAUCAGAUCACGAGCGAGAACGACAUAAAGAAAAGAAGAAAAAAAAGAAAAAAAAGUCUGAGAAGGAAAAAGAAAAGCAUCUAGAUGAUGAAGAAAGAAGAAAGAGAAAGGAAGAGAAAAAGAGGAAAAGGGAGAAAGAACAGUGUGACACUGAAGGAGAAACUGAUGACUUUGAUCCUGGCAAAAAAGUGGAGGUUGAACCUCCUCCAGAUCGUCCUGUCAGAGCAUGCAGAACUCAGCCAG
This is a messenger RNA of Nestor notabilis (Kea), 703 nucleotides long. It is a transcript of the gene BRD9, whose product is annotated as bromodomain containing 9. The annotation marks the transcript as partial. The record is from RefSeq and is a predicted model, not a curated record. Gene Ontology annotation, biological process: regulation of transcription by RNA polymerase II. Gene Ontology annotation, cellular component: nucleus. NCBI's taxonomy places the organism in Eukaryota, Metazoa, Chordata, Aves, Psittaciformes, Psittacidae. The transcript has 3 exons.